Messenger RNA from Musa acuminata AAA Group (dessert banana), 1762 nucleotides. Its product is annotated as protein ELC. The record is from RefSeq and is a predicted model, not a curated record. Gene Ontology annotation, cellular component: ESCRT I complex. NCBI's taxonomy places the organism in Eukaryota, Viridiplantae, Streptophyta, Magnoliopsida, Zingiberales, Musaceae. Gene Ontology annotation, biological process: protein transport; protein modification process; endosome to lysosome transport. Bases 172 to 1389 code for a protein of 405 amino acids. The transcript has a single exon. Gene Ontology annotation, molecular function: ubiquitin binding.
CUUACGACGGAAGCAAACAAACCGAUCCCCGCCGAAGCAAAAGGAAGGGAAAGAAAAGGAGGAGACGUGGGUUCGAGGUGACGACGAUGACCGGAUCUUGUUGACCUCAGAGCAAAUCACAGCCCUCCAUCACAAGAUCAAGAGUAGAAGGAGUCGUCGUCGUCGUCUCCGAUGGCUUGUCCCUCGCAGCCGGGCUCCCAGUACGUGCAGCAAUACCUGAGCACCGCCCUGUCGCAGCGCGGCCCGGCGGCGCUCCCCUACGCGGAGGACGCCAAGUGGCUGAUCCGGCAGCACCUGGUGGCGCUCGCCGAGGCCUAUCCCUCUCUCCGCCCCCGGGCCGCCACCUUCACCCACGACGAUGGCCGCUCCGCCCACCUCCUCCAGGCCGAGGGCACCCUCCCCAUCGUCUACCGCGGCGCCGCCUACAAUCUCCCGUCUGCGGUGUGGCUCCUCGAGCCCUACCCCCGCCGCCCCCCCGCUGUCUUCCUCACCCCCACGCGCGACAUGCUCGUCAAACCCGGUCAUCCCCUCGUCGAACCCUCCGGCCUCGUCCGCGCCGCCGCCGUCCCCUACCUCGCCACCUGGGUCUUCCCGGCCUCCAACCUCGUCGAUCUCGUCCGCUCCCUCUCUCACCUCUUCGGCCUCGACCCCCCUCUCUACUCCCGUCCCGUCACCACCGUACACCCCAAUCCCCCUCCUCCUCCUCCUCCCAAUCCAAAUCCCGAUCCCGUCCCUUCCCUUUCUUCAUCAUCGCCGUUGCAAUCCCGGAUCUAUUCCUCCUUGCCGUCCCCCUACGGCCGGUUCCCGCCCUCACCGCAGAUCCAGCAGCCGGUGCGACCGACCGAGGAUUCCGCCGAGGCCUUCCGCCGCAACGCCGUCGCCAAGAUCCUGGAGAACGUGCACCGCGACGCGGCCGGCCUGCGCACGGCUCAGGAGGCGGAGAUGGAGGCCAUCCUCUCCGUCCAGGCCAAUCUGCGUGGCCGGGGAGAGGAACUCGUGCGCGGGGUCCGCGAGAUGGUCGAGGAGAUGGAAGGGCUCGAGCAGCAGCUGCAACUCGUGCUCAUGAACACCGACGUGCUCGAGGGCUGGACGAGGGAGACCGAAGGCAAAAAAAGAGGCCGGGAUGUCUUGGAUGCCGAUGAAGUGUUUGAGCUGGUGGAUGGGCUGUCGAGGCAGAUACUGGAGUGCACGGCUGCCGACUUGGCGGUGGAGGACACGGUCUACUCGCUGGACAAGGCGGUGCAGGAGGGGGCGAUCACGUUUGAAUCGUAUCUCAAGAGUGUGAGGGCGUUGUGCAGGGAACAGUUCUUCCACCGGGCGACCAUAGCCAAGGCUCGUGCUGCCCAGGUCACAAGACUGGCGGCAAGGGUGCCACUCUAUGCUUCCUAGAGAGUGGAGGUUAGUGGUUCAUAUCUUCUUGUGUACAUUUGCUUCUUCCUUGCUUCUGCAUACUAUUUCCUAGACUGGAUAUUUUACUGUCGUCCAGAGCUCUCGUCGCUGAAUAAUUCAUCAUCUCCACAGUUGCUCUUAUCGCUUUGUCCACCUGAAUAGUCCAUAUCCUCAUCUUGAACUCAACAGAUUUAUAAUUCCUUGGUGUAUGUUUGCUCCAAUGCUGGAACUUUUUAGAUAAAAAACAUCAUAUAAUUUUGUUUAGCAGGAGGUCUUGCAUAUUUGGGAAUGUUAAUUUGUUGAUAUGUAUUGUUCUUACUAGGAUCAAGUAAAUGUUGCUUUAUAUGAAAGUACUAUCUUGGUGUGAGUUUUA